Messenger RNA from Danaus chrysippus (African queen), 558 nucleotides. The record is from the annotation of a GenBank genome assembly. NCBI's taxonomy places the organism in Eukaryota, Metazoa, Arthropoda, Insecta, Lepidoptera, Nymphalidae.
AUGGAGUUUACGGAAUUGUUAAAAAAGUUUUCUCAAAAUUCUAAGAAAUCCAUUUGCAUAUCAAGAUUUGAUUCCCCUAUUGGAAAAAUAGUUGCAGUAGGUGAUGAUGACUUCCUAUAUGCUGUAGUUUUUGAAGACUCAAAAAACCUAGAGAAAGAAUUACGCGUUAUUGCUGAUAAUUUAUCAUGUAGUUUUGUAGAAAAUAAAAGUAAGAUUCUAGAGCAGUUCGAGGAUGAAAUCAAAGAUUACUUCGAUGGGAAUUUACGAAAGUUUACAGUUCCUAUAAAAACUUUUGGAACUGAUUUUCAAAAGGAAGUUUGGAAACACCUCCUGGAACUGCCGUAUGGUUCUACAGAGACCUAUGGUUCACUCGCCAAGAACAUGGGUAGGGCAGCAAGCCAUUCUCGAGCUAUUGGUGCAGCUUGUGGUGCAAAUGCCCACCUUAUAAUAAUACCAUGCCAUCGUUUAGUCGCUUCUGCUUCUAAAGGAGGAUUUAGUUGUGGCAUUAACCGCAAGGAAUGGUUGAUAGAACAUGAGAAGAAAUUUGUUGAGAUAUGA